AUGUUAACAAUAAAACGUUUAUAUCCUUCGACAUCAAUUAUUUGUUCAUGUCAAGCUAGACAAUUACUUACAAAGCAAAUUUCUUUUCAAUCAACAACUGUUUUAACAACAGAUAAGAAAGAGAAACAAGACAUUCAUUCAAAAUUUCCAUUACUUGAUACGAGAUUUAAUCAAUAUCAAAUAGCCUAUCGUUAUCGACGUAGUAUUGAACUCUUACGUGGUUAUCUUGUUUAUCGAUUAUUUUCAAUUAAUUUUCUUGUUAAUAAUCAAUCCAAAAUUGCUGAAUGGGGUCAACGUAUUCUUGGUACUCGACUAUUUCAAGAUGUUAUAAAACUGACAUCGUUUGGACAUUUUGUUGGCGGUGAAACUCCUCAAGAAAUUACACCUGUUAUUAAAAGUUUACUACAAUAUGGUGUCAAACCUAUUUUAGAUUAUAGUGUAGAAAGUGAUGAUACUGGUAAAUCAUUAUCGCCAGAUGAGAACGAUCGUAUGCACGAUCAUAAUACCAGUAAAUUUAUUGAAUGUAUCAAAACAUCACAUGAUGUUUGUGGAGUAAAUAAUUUAGUCGCAAUAAAAGUAACUGCUCUUAUAAGUCCAGGUGUACUUAAAAAGUUUAAUGCAUUAUUAAACUCUGUUGAAAAUCGUUCAUUAUUACCACCUUUAUUUGAAUUCAUUAAUCAAGAACAAAAAAAUGAGAAUAUGGUUAAACCAUUUCAACAAUCGAUCAAAUCGUAUUUAGCAGAAACUAAGAAUAAAAUAUCAACCAGCAUAACCCUUACAAAUGAUGAUUUAACUGAAAUUUAUAAUCUACUCAUCCGUUUAAAUCGAAUAGCUCAAACAUGUGUUGAACAGAAAAUUUCAAUUAUGGUUGAUGCUGAACAAACUUAUUUUCAAACUGCAAUUAAUUAUCUUGCAACUGAAUUACAACGAUAUUAUAAUAAAAAUAAUGAGACAUUUAUUUAUGGAACAUAUCAAUGUUAUUUAAAAGAAACAUUCGCUUCUGUAAAACAUGAUCUGGCUCAAGCUGAAAAAUAUAAUUAUAUAUUUGCUGCUAAACUUGUACGUGGUGCUUAUAUGGAACAAGAACGUCGUUUAGCACAACAAUAUGGAUAUGAAGAUCCGCUUAAUGAAAAUUUUGAAGCUACAUCAAAUAUGUAUCAUGUAUGUUUUGAUGAAGUAUUAAAAAGUAUUGCCAAACGUAGUUCUGGUCAAGUUCGAGUUAUGGUUGCUUCACAUAAUGAAGAUACUAUUCGAUAUGCUAUUCAAAAAAUGCAAGAUAAUAAUAUAAAUCGUGAUUCAUCAGUGAUUUCAUUUGCAUCACUCUAUGGAAUGAGUGAUUAUGUUGCUUUUGCAUUAGCCAAUUCUGGUUAUAAAACAUACAAAUAUUUACCAUAUGGACCAAUUGAAUCAUUACAACCGUAUUUAUUUCGACGGGCUCAAGAAAAUCGAGCAGUGUUUGAAAAAGCCAACAAAGAUCGACAUCUUCAUUUCAAAGCACUCAAAGAUCGAUUUUUACAUUUGAAAAUUUAA
Rotaria sordida is the source of this 1530-nucleotide messenger RNA. The record is from the annotation of a GenBank genome assembly. Lineage: Eukaryota; Metazoa; Rotifera; Eurotatoria; Philodinida; Philodinidae.